Messenger RNA from Bubalus bubalis (water buffalo), 6878 nucleotides. It is a transcript of the gene DPY19L3, whose product is annotated as dpy-19 like C-mannosyltransferase 3. The record is from RefSeq and is a predicted model, not a curated record. Bases 750 to 2900 code for a protein of 716 amino acids. Gene Ontology annotation, cellular component: nuclear inner membrane. Gene Ontology annotation, molecular function: mannosyltransferase activity. Lineage: Eukaryota; Metazoa; Chordata; Mammalia; Artiodactyla; Bovidae. The transcript is spliced from 19 exons.
CGUUUCCCUUUUCAAACAUUAAGACAGCGUAGCUCGUAAUUUGGUGGGGAAACUUUUGUUCCAUGGAUUCAUGCAAUUAUCACACGUAGUUGACACUUAAAUAUUUGUUGCCGUCUGUCCUAACAUGUUACAGUGUAUCCGUUGUGGGAUUUUUUUUUUACAACUCCGCUCGGAGCCUCUUUCUGAGCAUGACUGUAGGAUGAGGUAACUUGGGGAUAAGCUCAUCUCUGGAGGUACGACUUUGCCGACACUCCUUUUCUGUCUCGUUGCUCCAGAUUCUCCAUUUUCCGUGUUUGCACCGAAGUCUGUUUUGCCUCUCAGGUUUUUUUGCUUGUUUGGAUGAAUGAAUGAAUUGCAUAAUGUUGGAUGAUGUGUUCUUUUCAAUAGAGCAACUUGUUUACUUUUAGGAAUUAAUAAACUGCCCCAACAAUCAUGUCCGGCGGCCGGUCAUAGUUGAUAAAUAAUUAGUUAAGGCUGUUCAUUCGUCGGAGGAGAGACGCAAGAUGUUCUGGGGGACAGUAGCCAGCUUACUCACUGCCAGCACUCCCCCGCCUCCCACUUGCUGCUUCCAAACCAGGCUCCUGCUCCCUGCUGGCACUCCCACUGUUGCUCCCUGGCGGAGCAGCUGCCCUGAUUGGCACACCCCCGCUGCCAUCACCGCCCAGUCAUAUUCAUAAAGCUUCCAGAGUGGAUUGUUUGAAGGAACACAGGAGUGGUUGGAAGAACAAUGCAUGUGAGUCUUUGACACCAUGAUAUCCAUCAGGCAAAGAAAAGGAAUACAAACCACAGAAGUUUCUGAGGAUUACACGGCACAAGAAGAAAAUGUGAAGUUGGAAGAUAAAUUGCCAUCUAGUUGUACCAAUAGACGAUUAUGGAAGAUUCUGUCAUUUACAAUUGGCGGAACUGUUGCCCUGUGCAUUGGGCUUCUUACAUCUGUCUACCUGGCCACUUUACAUGAGAAUGAUUUGUGGUUUUCUAAUAUUAAGGAAGUGGAGCGAGAAAUCUCAUUCAGAACAGAAUGUGGACUGUAUUACUCCUACUACAAGCAGAUGCUGCAGGCUCCUACCCUCAUGCAAGGUUUUCGUGGCUUAAUAUAUGAUAACAAAACGGAAUCUAUGAGGACAAUUAACCUCCUUCAACGAAUGAAUAUUUACCAAGAGGUUUUUCUCAGUAUUUUAUAUAGAGUUCUACCCAUACAGAAAUAUAUAGAACCAGUUUAUUUUUAUAUUUACACCUUAUUUGGACUCCAAGCAAUUUAUGUCACAGCUCUUUACAUAACCAGCUGGCUCCUGAGUGGUACGUGGCUUUCAGGACUGUUAGCAGCCUUCUGGUACGUCACAAACAGAAUAGAUACCACAAGGGUGGAGUUUACCAUCCCCCUGAGAGAGAAUUGGGCGCUGCCAUUCUUUGCAAUCCAGAUAGCAGCAAUUACAUACUUCCUGAGACCAAACUUACAGCCUCUUUCUCAGAGGCUGACACUUCUUGCCAUUUUCAUAUCAACUUUUCUCUUUAGUCUAACAUGGCAAUUUAAUCAGUUUAUGAUGCUGAUGCAAGCAUUAGUGCUGUUCAUACUGGACUCCCUAGACAUGUUGCCAGCAAUGAAGGUGACAUGGCUGUAUGGUAUACAGCUCACAGGUUUACUCCUGGUCUGCAUGCUUCAGUUUUUUAAUUCCAUGAUUCUUGGAUCAUUGCUUAUCAGUUUUAACCUUUCGGUAUUAAUUGCAAGAAAACUUCAGAAAAAUCUGAAAACUGGAAACUUCCUUAAUAGACUUGGGAAACUAUUGUUACAUUUAUUUGUUGUUUUAUGUUUGACACUUUUUCUCAACAACAUUAUUAAGAAAAUUCUUAACCUUAAGUCAGACGAACACAUAUUUAAAUUUCUGAAGGCAAAAUUUGGAUUUGGAGCAACAAGAGAUUUUGAUGCAAACCUAUACCUGUGUGAAGAAGCAUUUGGCCUUCUACCUUUUAAUACAUUUGAAAGACUUUCAGAUACUCUGCUUUUUUAUGCUUAUAUAUUUGUUCUGUCCAUCACAGUGAUUGCAGCAUUAGCUGUGGCCUUCCGUAAUCUCAGUGAUUCUACCAAUCAGCAGUCCAUGUGUAAAAUGGGAAAGUACACAAUUGGCCUGAAACCAGACACUGCCUACAAUUUAAUACACACGAUUCUGUUUGGAUUCUUGGCAUUGAGUACAAUGAGAAUGAAGUACCUCUGGACGUCCCAUAUGUGUGUGUUUGCGUCAUUUGGCUUAUGCAGCCCUGAAAUAUGGGAGUCACUUCUGAAGUUGAUCCAUCUUUAUAACCCAAAGAGGAUAUGUAUAAUGCGAUAUUCAAUACCGAUAUUAAUACUGCUGUAUCUGUGCUAUAAGUUCUGGCCAGGAAUGAUGGAUGAACUCUCCGAGUUGAGAGAAUUCUAUGAUCCAGAUACAGUGGAGCUGAUGAACUGGAUUAACGCUAACACUCCAGGGAAGGCUGUGUUUGCUGGAAGCAUGCAGCUGCUGGCGGGCGUCAAGCUGUGCACGGGACGGACCUUAACCAACCACCCACACUACGAAGACAACAGCCUCAGAGAGCGGACUAAAGCGGUUUAUCAGAUAUAUGCAAAGAGGGCCCCAGAGGAAGUGCAUGCCCUGCUGAGGUCGUUUGGCACUGACUACGUGAUCCUGGAAGACAGCAUCUGCUACGAGCGCAGGCACCGCCGGGGCUGCCGGCUGCGGGACCUGCUGGACGUCGCCAAUGGACACAUGAUGGACGGCCCAGGAGAGAAUGAUCCUGAUUUGAAACUUGCAGGCCACCCUCGCUUCUGUGAAGAGAUUAAAAAAAACCUGCCCAGCUACACAGCAUACUUCACUAGAGUGUUCCAGAACAAAACAUUCCACGUUUACAAGCUAUCCAGAAACAAGUAACAGAGCUUUCUAUUCAAUCUCUAUUUUUGAUACGUGAAACUCCAUCAUAAUGAAACUCAGAUGAUGUUUCAUAUGUAAUUAGGUAGCCCGAACCUUAAAGCUGUGAUAUGAUUAAGUCUACAAAUGUUUACACAAGCAUUACCAUCUUUGAAAGUAUCUUAUACAAGCUUCAGUCUUUGUCGUGUUUCAUCAAUGUUCUUUAGCCUAAAUGUUUCCACUUUCUAAAAGUGAUCUAGAAGUUUGUUGUUGGGUAGAACAAUUAAGUGUUCUAUAGGAAGCCUGAACAGUUGCAUGCGUGUGUGCAUGCUGAGUCACUUCAGUUGUGUCUGACUCUUUGCGACCAUAUGGACUGUAGCCCACCAGGCUCCUCUGUCCAUGGGAUUCUCCAGGCAAGAAUACUGAAGUGGGUUGCCAUGCCUUCCUCCAGGGGAUCUUACCGACCCAGUGACUAAACCUGCAUCUCUUAUGUCUCCUGCAUUGGCAGGUGGGUUCUUUACCACUAGCGCCACCUAGGGAGCCCGGAACAGCUGCAUAUCCUGUUGUAAAUCCAGAGCCUAUUCAGGAUUUGAAAUACUUCUAAUUUUUAAUUGACUUAAAACAGCUAUAGUUGAAUCGAAUUGAGGAAAUGCAUAAUUAAGUUAUUUAAUAUUAUUUCACCAGUGAAGACCAACUGGUGACUUUUUAAAAAGCUCUUUAUUGUCCUGUUUCACCUAAAACUUUUAUAAUGUUUUCCAUUUGUCAUGCUUUUACUAUUUAAAGAAAGAUCAUGUUAGGCCUUCGUAUAUGUCUAAAUUUUUAUUGUGCUGUGUCUGAAAUGUAAUGGGUAGCACUUCAGCAGCGUGUGUCUGUGUGUGCAUGUGUGUACAUGAGCACGUGCAUGCGUCUUUUAAUGCUGGACACAGAAAAGGGUUACAAAUUCCAUACUGUAAGUCCUUAAAUUAGCAGCAGCAAUGUUACGUAGCUGAGUCGAAUUUGUCACUGUUUUAGUGUUAUCAUUUUAAAACCUGUUGAUACUAUUUAACCUAUCCUGCAAGUAAGAAAAUUUUUCUUUAUUUCUUACUCAUUCAAAUUUACUGGGUUUGCAAGAUUUUGUAAACUCUUUGUUUUUAGCCUUUGUAUUUUUUACAGCCUAGAACCUUGCAAAGUCUUACUAUUUUUUAAAUGUUGUAUCUUAACUAACUUACAACUAUGAUAUUUUUGGCAGAAAGCAUUUUCAUACUAGGUUUGAUUUGUGGUCUCCAAUCUUACUGCAAGGGCCCUUGAUAGGUUGUUCUUUUUCUUACUCAAAGGUAACCAAGUGCCUCUAAGUCAUGCUUACUUGUAAACAACAAUGAAGAGGAUCAUGUGUACCUUGUACCUGCUCAAAAGUUUUUGAUAAUUGCUUUUAUAAUUAAUUUCUAAUGAUAGGGACAUGUAAAGAAGUUGCUGAUAAAAGCAUAUUGUGUUUUCAACUAAAUCAAGAUGGCUAAUGAGAUUAACUUUCAUCUCUCAUGCCAGUUGGAAAUGAUUUAAAUGUUUCUCCUCACAAUCGUAUUAAAGUAAAUCGCUGUAGGCAUGAAGAUGGAUAUAUCAUAUGUCCAAAUGAUUUUUUAUUCACCUACUACUUAUUAAGCAAUAUUCAGAAAGAAAUUUUACACUGUCAUGUUGGACUCAAGGACACUUGGCUUUUAUCACAACUUAUUUAAAUAAAAAAUUGCCAGUAGCUGGGUUAUUAAAUUAUGCAACUGAAACUCCUGAAUUAUGUCUUGUAUCCCUUAAUAGGGUUGGAGACCACCGCAGUUUAGGAUAAUACAAUAAUGAAACAUUUUAAUCAGUACUAAAACUUUAAUUCUGUAAUGAUGCAUGCCUGUUGUAGCUGACAGCAUGGGUCAGUCCAUUCUUCAGUGAGUGCCUUACUCUAGUUGAAACCAAGCACAUGUAAGGUACAGUAUGUUAGACUAUCUAGUUACGUUUUUAAAACCCCCUAUUACCUUCUCAGAAAUAUUUUGAUUUAUUUUAAAAAUUUCUAUAUGUAUUAUUAUAAUCUACACAUUUGGGUAUUUGGAGUUUCAAUAUACUAGAAACGCGCACUUAAAUUUUUAUGCUUGUCAUCCGUGCGUUGGUGGCACACAGUAAUCUUUUCUUCGCGGUUUAGGUGCCGUCUGUUGCCAAAACACCUAGUGUGCAGUCUUUAGUGAAAAAUAUAAAGUGCCAAGAAACCUUGCAAGACAGAAUCCAUACAUACACUCUUUCCAAAACACUGUGACCAUGUAUAGUAGACGUUUUUAUUUCCUGAUGACCAAAUCUCUCAGUGAAUCAUGUUAAAUAUUUUUAGUGCUCCUCAGUUUUCUCUUUUAUGACCUUCUCCUUGGAGUACACAGGAGGAAAGAGAGGAAAGCGGCAGACUCCUGGCUCUCUGCCGAGCCAGAGCAAGUGACCUGUAGCCCAGGGUCCCUUCCACACGGAUCUCCGUGGCUGUGCUAAUAUUUGAUAAUGACCUCAAAUUAUGGCUGUCUCUUAUGCAUAGAAAUACCACUUGAUUUUGCUUCAGAGUUAGCAUUCAAAAGAAACUCUAAGUACAGUAAGUGCUCUUAUUAUCCUUUACGUACACAACUCACCAGAUCCCUUCAUGGUUUCCAUCGUCAUGUAAGCUGACUGCCACCCAGCACCACGGGGGGGCUGUUCCCCGCUGCUCUGUUCUCACAGGCCUCAGCUCCCUCCUUGGAGUUCUCUGCUUGUCUGUGCAUGCUCUACUUCCUGUUGUAAAUACACGAUUGAACAUAAAUCCAGGACAUUUCGAUCUAAAACAAAAGGAUUAUUUCUGUGAAAGUUAGCUAGAAUGCUUUGAUCAUAUUUGAUAAACGUUGCCACUAGUAAAAACUGCUUUUAAAUGAACUGUGUUUGGGAAAAUUAUAAAAUAUUGGGAGUACUUAAAAUUCAAGAAAAUUUAUGAGCUUAGAUUGCUUCACAGAUUUAUUUAUUUUAGUCCUCAUUUCACCUUUAAAAAAAUCUAGACUGAUCAGAAGAUACUAAAAUGUACCCAAAGCAUGUUAUUGGUAUGAUUUAUUCAAGAAUAAAACCACAGUCAUUGGCUGCUACUGCUAAGUCACUUCAGUCGUGUCCAACUCUGUGCGACCCCAUAAACGUCAGCCCACCAGGCUCCCCCGUCCCUGGGAUUCUCACAGUCAUUGGACCCUUAUGCAAAGGAAACGUCUCAGCUUUACAUCAAAAGAUGAGCAAAUGAAUAUACAAAUUAUACAUGUGAAGUUACGAUUCCCUGCUUUGACCUACUUAUCUUCAUUAAAUGACUAGCUGCUGAUGCUGAUCACAGUGACUGAUCUACUAGAGUUGAAAGGUUCCGGUCACUUUAUUAUAGACUUAAAAGUAGGGAUUCAUUUCAGAUAUAUUAGCCAGGACCAUAAUUAGGUGUUACCUACGUCAUUUGUUGUCCACUUAAAGGUGAUUUUCUUGACCUCACUGAGAUCAACUAGACAAAUGUAUAUAUGUGAGUGUGUGUGUCUUUGUAUGUGUUUGGUUGAGGCUGGUGAUUUCAAGGGCAUAUGUAGAUACUGCAGACCAAUGUUUCAUCUGGCCUGCAUCUUUAAAAGUAACUAAAAAUGUUUAUUCUUAUUCCACAUGAACCUUGUAACAAUUUUAGCUCAUCUUUGGCCAAAACUUACCUAAAGUAACACAGAAAUACUCCAUUUUUAAAUUUUCAUUUAAACCUUGGAAUUAAUAGGAAGACAAAAUGUUCUCAGAUUAUAUAACUUGGCCAGUAUGCUCCUAAGUGCGUUAUAUACAACAACCUUUUGGCAUAAAAGAGAGUGCUUGUUUGUUCAUGGGAAAAAGCUUUGAAAAGGAGAGAGUGGCUUACUUUCUUGUGGCAAUCCAUUUUCUGUACUUAAUAUCCUAUGGGUAAAAUCUUACAAAGAGCUUUUAUAAUUUGUUGAACUGUAUGAAGAUUAUGUACUGAAUAAAGCUCUUUUAAGUUACACAAAA